This is a messenger RNA of Meriones unguiculatus (Mongolian gerbil), 738 nucleotides long. Its product is annotated as prolactin-8A9-like. Gene Ontology annotation, biological process: positive regulation of receptor signaling pathway via JAK-STAT; female pregnancy; response to nutrient levels. The transcript is spliced from 6 exons. NCBI's taxonomy places the organism in Eukaryota, Metazoa, Chordata, Mammalia, Rodentia, Muridae. Gene Ontology annotation, molecular function: prolactin receptor binding; hormone activity. Bases 1 to 738 code for a protein of 245 amino acids. Gene Ontology annotation, cellular component: extracellular region. The record is from RefSeq and is a predicted model, not a curated record.
AUGGAGCUACCAUUAAGUCAACUUCACUUCUUCGCAGGGACAGUCCUGUUUUUGGUGACGUCAAACCUACUGCUGUGGGAGAAAGCUGCAGCAAUUCUUCCAUGUCUUACUGAAGAGGGAGGCUGUACGGAGCCCCCUGUGGAAACCUUUAGCAAUGCCCUCGACAGAGCUGAAACAAUCCGUAGUCUUGCUGAGCAAAUAAAUGAAGAAUUUUUCCUCGAUGACCGCUCUUCCAAAUAUUUUAGUAAUUUUCUUUCAAAAAUGGUUAGGGAGGAUUAUCCUAUUUACACUGCCAGAACUCACUGCAACUCCAGGAUCAUGAACCCUCCAGCUUCAGGACUUGAACACACAAAUAUGGAAGAAGGAAAUACCGAAAAAUAUUUAAAAAUGUUGAUCAAUUUUGUGGGUGCCUGGAAUGUCCCUCUGUACCAUCUAGUGGUUGAACUGAGUGCCAUGGACGAUGUUCCUAAAACAGUCCUUUCAAAUGCAAAAGAGAUUGAAGAGAACAACAGAGAACUCCUGGAUGAUCUUAGAUGGAUACUCACCAAGGCCUAUCCUACAGAAAAGAAAGAGGAAAAUUUCCCAACCUGGAAACAUCUUCUAGCCUUAAAAUCAAGUUUCAGAAAUGAUCAGUUUGGGGCAAUUUUUAACCUUUUCAACUGCCUACGCUCAGAUAUAUACUUCACUCUGUUUCAUCUCAAAACACUGAGGUGUCGAAUAACCAGAGAAAAUUGUUAA